This is a messenger RNA of Trifolium pratense (red clover), 1131 nucleotides long. RefSeq names its product heat stress transcription factor B-2b-like. The transcript has 2 exons. The record is from RefSeq and is a predicted model, not a curated record. Lineage: Eukaryota; Viridiplantae; Streptophyta; Magnoliopsida; Fabales; Fabaceae. Gene Ontology annotation, biological process: regulation of transcription by RNA polymerase II. Gene Ontology annotation, molecular function: DNA-binding transcription factor activity; RNA polymerase II cis-regulatory region sequence-specific DNA binding. Bases 141 to 1010 code for a protein of 289 amino acids. Gene Ontology annotation, cellular component: nucleus.
AAUUUGUUCUUUUCCAACCUAUCUAUUUUAUUCAUUCAUCUCCGUAAUCUUUCCUUUUUCUUCUAAUUCCAUUCUCCCGAACCUUCUAGAACUAUCACCAUAAAAAACCGUUCUCUAUUGGUAGCUAUAGAUUCUUCCCCAUGGCUCCGUCGGCGGAACACAACACCAAUUCCUCCACUCCCACGCCAUUUCUCACCAAAACAUACCAUCUCGUUGAUGACCGCGCCAUCAACGACGUGAUUUCAUGGAACGAUACUGGAACUUCCUUCAUCGUUUGGAAUCCUACCGUUUUCGCUAGAGAUUUGCUUCCCAAAUAUUUCAAACAUAACAAUUUCUCCAGCUUCGUUCGCCAACUCAACACUUAUGGAUUUAAAAAAGUUGCACCUGAUCGGUGGGAAUUCUCUAACGAAUGUUUCCGAAGAGGUCAGAAACGUCUUCUCUCUGAUAUUCAGAGACGGAAAAUCGUUUCAGCAUCGCCGGCGGUGGCUUCAAAUGCAACGACAGCUGUUCCGACGGCGAAGACGAUUGUGUCACCGUCAAUCUCAGGGGAUGAGCAGGUUAUUUCUUCGAAUUCUUCGCCGUCGAUUGCGCCGGCGGAGAUUUUGGAUGAGAACCAGAGGCUGAGAAAAGAGAAUAUGCAGUUAACGAAGGAAAUAGAGGACAUAAAAUCGCUCUACAACAAUAUAUUCAAUCUUUUGUCAAAUUAUGUCAAAUCUCAAGGAAAAGAGUGUUGUUCGACGCUUCAUUUGUUACCGGAUAAUCGGUGCGACGGAGAAGAUGCAGCUACGAUGGCAGUGGAGGAAAUAAACCCGAAACUGUUUGGGGUGACGCUAGGUACGAAACGAGGGAGAGAAGAAGGACGGUGUAUUGAGGAUAAUACGGUGUUGAGCCUGCAUCAACCAGUUCAUGCGGAUAUGAAAGCAGGACCAUUGGAUUCAAUUAAUAGUGGAAAGAGGAAAAAAUUGUGGCUAAAUCGGUGCUAUAGAGAGAAUCAGAGUGUAUGUAAUUGACACGUGUGACUUUAGACGGAUUAGGAACACUUUAGAUUAACUUAGGGUCCGUUUAGAGACAAUAUGAGUCCUUAAGCACGGAGACGCACGUUUAUCUUUAGGGGUGAUCGCGGUGCGGUUU